UUUUCCAGAUAGGAAAUAGGUUACCCUCAGGUCGAGUUCGACACAGUGAGCUGCUUGUCUUAAACCAUAGCUUCUAAGAAGUCUACGGUGCUGCUUUUCAGUGAACAGCCAUGGCUCUGGGACUGCUUCUUAGGGUUUCCUGCAUUUGUUUUUUGCUGUUUGAUGACAGUGCUGGAUUACCGUCAGUAAGAGGGUAUGGUUAUCCAUAUAAUGCUGACUUGCCUAGCAUGGGUGAUGUAAGAGAAGAUGAAGUGGAGACUGGGCAGGCUUCAGAUGACCAACCAACUGGCCUUGGUUACACAAGCUAUAACACACUUUCAAUUGCACAAUGGCCAGGUUUGGUUCCAUCUCCACAAAACCUGCCCAACAGACCAAGUGCUCCUGCAGCAGACAGACUGGUUAAUGGUUGGUCCAGAUACUUUGGUUUGGAUACCAACCAGGAGACUAAUCCAGCAAAGCCUCAGCCAGGCCCUGCUUCUACAAACAGUCUGCCUCCCUCUCCAGCUGGUGGCUCUUCUCUUUAUGUUAGUCAAACUGCCAACUAUGAGCCCACCCUGUCCACCUCUCAGGCUGUGGAGUUUCCCAGCUUUGACUCUUGGAAGCCUCAGCUAGAUGGCAGUGAUUAUGGUGUGAUUCAAAACUCUGGUUUUGGUUCCCCAAAAUUUAACUCUGACUCCAGUAGAAGUGGUGUGAGUAACAUUCCUCAUCUUGUAUAUGAGGAUGUCUUUCAAUAUCAAUCUGAGGAUAUGAGGCCUUCCAAUACUGCAGGAGGGUAUAGCCAAGUUAAUUACAUGAGCAAGGGCUUAUCAACUGGAGGGGCCCCCAUCAUGCCACAGGAACUAACUAAUGUAGGUUCCCAAAUGGGCUUGAAGGGUUUUUGGCUUCAACAAAAAACAGUUGUAGGCGCUCAAAACGAUGUAGUUAAUCAGGGAGUGAGUAAACUGAUCGUUCCUCCCCCGCCCCCUUCAAGCUAUGGCAACCAGAAAGCCAGGUACAUGCCAGCAUUUCCCUAUCAAAUGCCUGUAGGCUCAAAUGAUGUCCAGAGGCAACCAGCUGCCCCAGAAGAUGUAUAACCCUCAAAGGUAUGUCCACAACUUCAAACUCAAUUCUC
Molecule: messenger RNA, 1111 nt
Organism: Etheostoma spectabile (orangethroat darter)
Lineage: Eukaryota; Metazoa; Chordata; Actinopteri; Perciformes; Percidae
Exons: 3
Coding region: 111-1073 (320 amino acids)
Source: RefSeq, a predicted model, not a curated record